GACUUGUUAAACUACAUGAAUUGAAUUCGGCUGAUAAUAUAUUUUUUUGGAAAUUUCCUUGGCUACAAACACUUUUUAAUAAGAUUUUGCUGUAAAACUAAACUGGUUGAACUCGGAUCUCAGAUCUUUCGGCGUGUUGCUCUUUAAAGGAUAGAUUUGAUUGUGGUUUAGUUGCUACUCUGGUCGAUUUAUUGGAAACUUAUUCCAAGAACCCUUCUCUCCCAAUUUCAGGAUCCAACUGGACCUUUUAAAUUUAACGUUCCUCUAAUCUCGAACGGCCAGCGAAUAAAACUUUCGGACCCAUUGAGUUGAUAUUAAACAUUUGGCUUUAACUGGAGUAUCGAAGCAUAAAACCCCAAAUAUUUUGAACAGUUAUUACUAAACAGUUAUUACUAAACCUUUACUAAUACUGAUUCCCACUUUUGUUUCAGAGAGAGAGAGUUCUCAUUACAAGUAAAUCGUCUGCAACAUUGCAAAAUAACAUUCGGUGCAAUUUUGUUGUUUCUAAAUACCUACCUGGGCACCCGUGAAAGAAAUUGAAGUAAAUCGUAAAAUAUUCCAGUCAAAAUUGUACCGGAACUUGGGCUAUAUUAUUAUAUUCCUUCUUUUGUGAAAACGAAGACAAGAAAUCGCUUUACCGGAGCAGACCUAUUGCUGAAAUCAAGAACGGCUCAGUUUCAAACAGCCGAACAUCUUCCAGUUGCAACUUAGCCGAAGAAGCCGAGACUGAGGAACCCCUUUCGGGCCAGGUGCUUCGGAAAAUGGCCGAGCGGAACUUGGAAGGGAUGAUUAACAAUAACAAGCUGACGGACAGUGGGAACUACUCGUUAGGGGGAAGCAGCGAGAUCCUCUCCUUCGAGGAUUCGCCCCCACCCAACUCCAACGAGGCUAACUUCAAAGCAAAAAUGCAGGAGCUGGCGGCAUUCCGAACCAGUCUGCAGGACCAGCAGAACUACAAGAAGGCGAGGAAGGUGCGCUUCUACAGGAACGGAGACAAGUCAUUCCCCGGACUACUGGUGGCCAUCUCACCGGACAAAUACAAAAAUAUGGCGGCCCUAAUGAAGGAACUGACUCGAGUGUUGAGUACUUCUAUGACCCUUAUGGACGGCGUGCGGGCCAUAUAUGACCUGGAGGGAAACCCAAUCAGAGAGAUGGACAUGUUACUCGAAGGAGAGAGCUACGUUGCAGCUUCAAAGGAACACUUCCAGUUUCUGGAGUACGAGGCGGUUGCCACAGCCAGCUGGAACAACCCGACUCCAAAAUCAAAAGCGAACGCCGAAGAGCAGUCGAACCUGUCAAGUUUCCUCAACGAGAAAUGCAACAUCGAAGACAAUCGCGACUUCAUCCGGCCGAGGACCAUUACUCUCGUUCAAAAUGGAAACCCGAGGAGCAUUUCACGACUGCUGUUGAACAAGAAGACUGCGUUCUCGUUCGAGCAAGUCGUGAGGGAUAUUAACGACACGGUCAAGUUGAAUGCAGGCGCGGUGAGGAAAGUAUACAACGUGUCUGGAAAACCGAUGAACAAACUGUCAGAUUUCUUCGAGCAUGACGAAAUCUUCAUUGCUUGUGGGCCGGAGAAACUCAAGAAACUUGCUGAUGAAGACCUCGCGUAUAUUAAUGAGCGAAUGACAGUUGGCUCAAAAAGCCCACUCAUGGCGAGACGAAAAUCGAUAGGAUCUAAAAGUCCUCUGUUGGGCCGCAAGAGUCCCCAGCCAGGAUUGGCAUCGCCAAAAUCAGUUCGACGAAACAUCGACCAAGGGAGCGACUUCAGCCCUUUGAAAGUGUUGGACAGCAAAGUACCGCAUGAGGAGUUUUGAUUUUGAAAGCGAUACAAGGCAGAAUGAUCAUUCAGCCUACUGCGCAGCGAGCCAAAUGUAUUUUUUAUAAUCAACCUGCGUUUGAAAAAAUUAUGAACUUUAACUGAAUGUAUUCAUCUCAAAUCCAAAUAGCAAGAAUAUUUAAUUUUUUGUUUA
Molecule: messenger RNA, 1973 nt
Organism: Symsagittifera roscoffensis
Lineage: Eukaryota; Metazoa; Xenacoelomorpha; Acoela; Convolutidae
Product: neuronal migration protein doublecortin-like
Exons: 10
Coding region: 762-1817 (351 amino acids)
Biological process (GO): intracellular signal transduction
Cellular component (GO): microtubule; microtubule organizing center
Source: RefSeq, a predicted model, not a curated record